AUAUUUUACAAGGUUGGAUGAAAUCAGUUGUAAAUCUUAUUGCUACAUCUGUGAAGUUGUAAGAAGAAUGGAAAAGUGAAUGUAAAACAUCUCAGCAGUCAUCUACCUAUGAUACCCGUAGCAUUGGUUUGGUAUCGGUAACUACCUGUACAAUCACACACCACUUGUCUGCAUUUUCAAUACUAUUUUUACAAUCGGAGCUAUUUUAAUUCAUACUAUCGCUUAAAUUGGUGCUUUGUUGUGUGGUGUAAGACGUCUGUGAAGUUGUGAAAUCGUGUGAACGUGAUGCAGGCUACAGUUGAGUAACUUUAACAUGCUACUGUACAGUAGUUUAUGUUUCAGUGUAAAACAGUUUUAUUCAACAUGUAUCAGUCAUGGAUUAGAUAAUAGAUGUAUUAUGUUGUCUAGUUUCAUGGUGUCAUAAUCAUGAUAUUUGCCUUGCAUUUCAAUCUACACAUGAAUAUGGUUCUGCAAUGUUAGGUAGGAUAUUCUGUUCCCUUGACAUUCUGCAAGCAUGAAUACUUUACAAUAAUGGAAGAUAUGCAUUGUGUUAAUCUUACUAUUUGUCCAUGUAUUGAAUGUGACACUCCUCAGCAUCAUGACACUCCCUUCCUGAAUCUGUCAUAAAGGGCUAUGCAUUCUUUGUCCUUUAGUUACACAACUAAAUCUAGUAUCUGUCUCUUACCUUUCAUGCUGUAGAUUUACUGUCAUGGUGCUGAGAAUGCUUAGUACUGUAUCUGUCACUUACCUUUCAUGGUGUAGUUUUACUGUCAUGGUGCUGAGAAUGCUUAGUGCUGUAUCUGUCUCUUACCUUUCAUGCUGUAGAUUUACUGUCAUGGUGCUGAGAAUGCUUAGUGCUGUAUCUGUCACUUACCUUUCAUGCUGUAGAUUUACUGUCAUGGUGCUGAGAAUGCUUAGUACUGUAUCUGUCUCUUACCUUUCAUGCUGUAGAUUUACUGUCAUGGUGCUGAGAAUGCUUAGUACUGUAUCUGUCUCUUACCUUUCAUGCUGUAGAUUUACUGUCAUGGUGCUGAGAAUGCUUAGUACUGUAUCUGUCACUUACCUUUCAUGCUGUAGAUUUACUGUCAUGGUGCUGAGAAUGCUUAGUACUGUAUCUGUGUCUUAUGUAUUCUCUGUAUGUAUUAGGUAUGAACCCGUGGACAUGCAGGUACCUGCAGCACUCCCUCCUGCCUCACGUUCGGCCCCUGUCCCUGGUGAUCUAUCCCAGGCCCUCUUGUAUCCACCCCAGGCUUCUGAACUUGCCCCAGUGGGGUGAAGACCAGAAGAGGGUGAUGUCCUUCCUGCCUCAGAAUGUGCUGGGUUGAACACAUAUCUGUAUCACCUCCUGGUACGGCAACUGCUCCGCCCACAACAGCAGGGCUCUCCAGAGGGUAGUGAGGUCUGCACAACGCAUCACCAUGGGGCAAACUACCUGCCCUCCAGGACACCUACAUCACCCGAUGUCACAGGAAGGCCAAAAAGAUCAUCAAGGACAAUAACCACCCGAGCCACUGCCUGUUCACCCCGCUAUCAUCCAGAAGGCGAGUGGAGAAGUUCAGUGAUGUUCCACAGUGCAAGAAUUUCUUCAUGAAUGGGACAACUCCAAAUCUCCCAGGUAUUUUGGUUGGUGGGACGGUCCAGGACCAGAAACGCUACAAGCUGAUUUGUCAGUUGUUCAACAACAUCUACAGGUUUGCAACUCUCUACGACACGACCAACAGGAUCCCUGUGUUCUCAGCCUACACCUUCACUGGUCCUCCUACAGACCCCAGACCAAAUCCAACCUGGAUGAUCGAGCCCCAGCUCAACGGUGUAAACAACAGCCCUGAAAUGAAGAAUAUGGGAGAACACUACCAACACCAGGCUGGGAACUACGACUAUAGUAACUCAAUACAAAAUAAAGGGGUGAACAAAGGUCACCUCUUCCCAUGUUCACAUGCUCAUGACCUUGAUACUCAGAAGUCCACCUUUACCCUGACCAACAUCCUUCCCCAGGUGGUGUCCUUCAACAAUGGCAGGUGGAUGAAAAUGGAGGAAAAUGUCAGAGAGAAGCUGAUGACGGACUGUUUUAGUAACAACAGGAAGAUAAAGGCCUAUGUGGUGACUGGAGCGGUGCCCAGUAAGAACAAAACACUGAAGAACAGAGUGAACAUCCCUGAUCUCAUGUGGACAGCCUACUGCUGUUACAACAAGAAGAAAAAGUGGAAGGCCGAAGCACACUGGGGGUGGAACAAGAAGGGAAAGAGGAAAACAUUGAAACCAGAAACCUUGGGAGCACUCGAAAAGGAGUUGAACCAAUUUCACCAAGGUGGUCGUGUCCAGGUGUUCCCAAAGGAUUGUCCAAGAGGUCCUAAACCUACCACUAACCAACCCAGUUGGAAGAAUUAUCUUGAAAGAAUUUCUUCCACAGUCAGGAAUCUUUCCAAUUCCAUGAUGAAUAGAAUUGGAUGAUCUGGGUACAGAUGCUCAGACUAUAUCAACAAACGACCAACUAAACUCUGUUGAAAUGAUGUUGAUAUGCAGCCACUUGUUACGGUUAUAGUGGUUAUAAGGGUUAUAGUGGUUAUAAUGGUUAUAGUGGUUAUAAGGGUUAUAAGGGUUAUAGUGGUUAUAAGGGUUAUAGUGGUUAUAAGGGUUAUAAGGGUUAUAGUGGUUAUAAGGGUUAUAGUGGUUAUAAGGGUUAUAAGGGUUAUA
Molecule: messenger RNA, 2694 nt
Organism: Salmo salar (Atlantic salmon)
Lineage: Eukaryota; Metazoa; Chordata; Actinopteri; Salmoniformes; Salmonidae
Source: RefSeq, a predicted model, not a curated record